Molecule: messenger RNA, 4472 nt
Organism: Talpa occidentalis (Iberian mole)
Lineage: Eukaryota; Metazoa; Chordata; Mammalia; Eulipotyphla; Talpidae
Gene: VIL1
Product: villin 1
Exons: 20
Coding region: 57-2540 (827 amino acids)
Biological process (GO): actin filament severing; regulation of lamellipodium morphogenesis; barbed-end actin filament capping
Cellular component (GO): lamellipodium; actin cytoskeleton; cytoplasm
Molecular function (GO): phosphatidylinositol-4,5-bisphosphate binding; actin filament binding
Source: RefSeq, a predicted model, not a curated record
CACAACUCCCUGAGCUCUCCCAGGUGGCGGUUGCCUCUUGAAACAGGCUCAUCGCCAUGACCGAACUGAACUCCCAGGUCAAAAGGUCCCUCAACACCACCACUCCCGGGGUGCAGAUAUGGAGGAUCGAGGCCAUGCAGAUGGUGCCAGUCCCCUCUAGCACCUUUGGCAGCUUCUUCGAUGGCGACUGCUACGUAGUCCUGGCUACCCACAAGACGGGCAACAACCUGUCCUAUGACAUCCACUUCUGGAUCGGCCAGGCCUCGUCCCAGGACGAGCAAGGGGCGGCUGCCAUCUACACCACGCAGAUGGAUGACUUCCUGAAGGGCCGCGCCAUCCAGCACCGCGAGGUCCAGGGCAAUGAGAGCGAAGCCUUCCGUGGCUACUUCAAGCAGGGCAUUGUGAUCCGGAAAGGGGGUGUGGCUUCUGGUAUGAAGCACGUGGAGACCAACUCCUACGAUAUCCAGCGGCUGCUGCAUGUCAAGGGCAAGAGGAAUGUGAUAGCCGGAGAGGUGGAGAUGUCCUGGAAGAGUUUUAACCGCGGGGAUGUUUUCCUCCUGGACCUCGGGCGGCUCAUCAUCCAAUGGAACGGGCAGGAGAGUAACCGCAUGGAGAGACUCAGGGGCAUGACCCUGGCCAAGGAGAUCCGGGACCAGGAGCGCGGCGGGCGGGCCCACGUGGGCGUGGUGGAAGGGGAGAACGAGCAGGCCAGCCCUCAGCUGAUGGCCAUCAUGAACCACGUGCUGGGCCAGCGGAGGGAGCUGAAGGCAGCCAUGCCGGACACUGUGGUGGAGCCUGCCGUCAAGGCCAACCUCAAGUUGUUCCAUGUGUCUGACUCAGAGGGAAAGCUGGUGGUUAGAGAAGUUGCCACAAGGCCCCUCACUCAAAACCUGCUGAGUCAUGAGGACUGUUACAUCCUGGACCAGGGCGGCCUGAAGAUCUACGUGUGGAAGGGCAAGAAUGCCAAUGCCGAGGAGAGGAAGGGAGCCAUGAGCCAGGCGCUGAACUUUAUCAAAGCGAAGCAGUACCCGCCCAGCACCCAGGUGGAGGUGCAGAAUGAUGGGGCCGAGUCAGCCGUCUUCCAGCAGCUCUUCCAGAAGUGGACAGUGCCCAACCGGACAGCAGGCCUGGGCAAGACCCACACUGUGGGCUCCGUGGCCAAGGUAGAGCAGUUGAAGUUUGAUGCCGCGACCAUGCAUGUCCAGCCCCAGGUGGCUGCCCAGCAGAAGAUGGUCGACGAUGGCAGUGGGGAUGUGCAGGUGUGGCGCAUUGAGAAUCUAGAGUUGGUGCCUGUGGAUUCCAAGUGGCUGGGACACUUUUACGGGGGCGACUGCUACCUGCUGCUCUACACCUACCUCAUCGGAGAGAAGAAGCACUACCUGCUCUACAUCUGGCAGGGCAGCCAGGCCAGCCAGGAUGAAAUUGCAGCCUCAGCCUACCAGGCCGUCUUCCUCGACCAGCAGUACAACGAUGAACCGGUCCAGAUCCGGGUCCCCAUGGGCAAGGAACCUCCCCACCUCAUGGCCAUCUUCAAGGGAAAAAUGGUGGUCUACCAGGGAGGGACCUCCCGGGCUGGCAACACAGAGCCUGAGCCCUCCACAAGACUGUUCCAGGUCCGGGGAACCACUGCCAACAACACCAAGGCCUUCGAGGUCCCAGCCCGGGCCACCUCCCUCAACUCCAACGACGUCUUUCUCCUCAAGACCCCAUCCUGCUGCUACCUGUGGUGUGGGAAGGGCUGUAGUGGGGAUGAACGGGAGAUGGCCAAGACGGUCGCUGACAUCAUCUCCCGGACGGAGAAGCAAGUGGUGGUGGAAGGACAGGAGCCGGCCAACUUCUGGAUGGCCCUGGGUGGGAAGGCCCCCUAUGCCAACACCAAGAGACUACAGGAGGAAAACCAGGUCAUCUCGCCCCGGCUCUUCGAGUGUUCUAACCAGACUGGGCGCUUCAUGGCCACAGAAAUCCCUGACUUCAAUCAGGAUGACUUGGAAGAGGAUGAUGUGUUCCUGCUAGAUGUCUGGGACCAGAUCUUCUUCUGGAUCGGGAAGCACGCCAACGAGGAAGAGAAGAAGGCUGCAGCUGACACCGUGCAGGAAUACCUCAAGACUCACCCCAGCGGCCGUGACCCUGAGACCCCCAUCAUUGUGGUGAAGCAGGGACACGAGCCCCCCAUCUUCACUGGCUGGUUCCUGGCUUGGGAUCCCUUCAAGUGGAAUAGCGUCAAAUCCUAUGAGGAACAGAAAGAGCAGCUUGGAAAUUCUGCGAACUGGGACGAGAUCACUGCUGAGAUCACAAAUCCUAAACUAGAGGUGUUCAAUGCUAACAGCAACCUCAAUUCUGGGCCUCUGCCUAUCUUCCCCCUGGAGCAGUUGGUGAAUGUGCCUCCAGAGGAGCUCCCUGAGGGUGUGAACCCCAGCAGGAAGGAGGCUCACCUGUCCCCUGAGGAUUUCACCAAGGCCUUGGGGAUGACUCCAUCUGCUUUCUCUGCUUUGCCUCAAUGGAAGCAACAAAGCCUCAAGAAAGAAAAAGGACUAUUUUGAGAAGCAAAUGGCUGUGGAUGCAAAGCAGCACCCUGCUCAGCCUGCAGUUUUUUCUUAAGCAAUUGUUAAUUGAAGUGAAAUUUUACAGUUGUACUUGUGAGAAGCAGCCUAUGGCAAUGCCACUUUGCCUUUUCCUCCAGAAAGAUGGUGCCCCCACGAGCAGCCUGUGGCCCCAUCAGCCUUCAAGAAGGUGGCCAGUGUCUCCAUCCUGUUCAAGGUUUACCCUCUUAGGAGCGCAGCCAAACACUCCAUGGGACGAGUUCUGAGUGCCUUCCUAGACUUCUCCCUAUCAUAACUCAUUUUUAUCUACAGCAAGCGGGCUAAUGUUCUGGAGCAUUGGCUUUUCCUUUUUACAUAUUCUUUCCUCACUGCCUUACUCUGGUGGUAAGUUAAAGGGGACCCCUUCUUUGAAAGCGAGUUGACUAGCCCAGAAGUAACGCUCUUAGGAGGUUUCACCAUGCUAAUUAGUCCCCAGAGAAGGAAACACCUGCUGGGCCUAGGCUUGAGGUCUAAGGGAUAGAGUAUGAAACGCACAGGCUGUCUCACCCCCUCAGGUACUCUUAAAGCAACGGCAGAAGUCAGUUAAGGCUGAUGCUGGGCUCACAGUCCAUUAUCCAGAACCUCUGCAAAGCUCCACAGGCUCCUUGGAUGAGACGAUGAGAACUCAGUGCUGACCACGUGUUGAUCUGCCAUCCCAUUUCCUUUAAGAUGCAACAGUGCUGCAUGGAAAUCCAAGUCAGAGGUGAACAGAAGGUGAUUUCCAAAACCCGAACAACUGGUUAGGCUGCAAGAAUAUGUAUUUUUCAGAAAUAACAAGUCGAACCAACACAAGGUUAAUAAAGGCUUUAAUUUCACACACACAAAAAAAAAAACCUCUAUGCAUAAUUUAAAAAGGAAACAAAAACAAGGAAAAACCGCAAGGGUACAGAGGAACAGUUCUGCUAAAACACAGAUAAUGUGCCGCUCCAUACAAAACAACAUGAGGAAUCAGAAUCAAAAUUCACUCUGAACACAAAGAGAAUCACCUCACAAAAAGGUGGCCAAAGCUGCCAGCAAACUUGGUAGUGGCUCAACUAGGCAAGCAUAGGAACCUUACUUCUGCUUUCCCUCUCUGUAAGCAUAAAUAAAAAUAUUGAUAGGCAGAGAAGUGGGAGAUGGAAGAAAACCUCGGAGGCGAGUGGUUCCACUCCUUCCACCCCUCUCUGUUCUCGACAAGGACCGGUUCAGUGGAUAGGCCAUCUUUGUUUCAACAUUUGACCAAACGCACUUGGGUCCUGAUCCAGACCCUCAUCCACUCUGUUCUCUCACCCAGUGGACAUGUCUAUUAUUUAGAACCUCUGUACUUGAAGCCCAAUGGUACUAAAACCAACUGCUUAUAUUCCUACUGGCACACUUUUUAUUGAAAACUUAAAAACCUCAGUCAUAGCACACAUGGAAAAGAAAAUUUACUAAUUUUGAAUAAAUAUGAUACAAUGAAAGAAACUGCCUGAAGUCUAGUAAUCAAAGCAUGCUAACAAGGAGUCGAUGAUUGUGGUGAGACACAAAGAAUGUCACCAAACCCUCAAGGCCUAACAAAACUAGCUUUCCAGUAAAACAGAUUAUUUCUUUUUGAAUGUUAGUAAGACACAUCAGUAAAGACCAGUCAGAAGUUAUAUAUCAGGUGUUAGAAGGCAGAAAUCCUGUUUAGUUUCUGUACACACUCGUGAGAGAGCAUUACUCAGUGUAAAGCAGGAAUGGGAGAAGGAAAAGGAAAUAUCUGGUUUUGGGGGGACAUUUUUAUGUGACUUGCAUCUGAUACUGGUUUGUUGAUUUUUCUAAGAAUCCCCGUUGGUAUAAAAGAGCCACACAUAUUUGGAAACACAGCUUUGCUUCCUGACUUAAAAGACCACCUAAAGGGGUCAAUUAAAUCAAACAGGUUGGGGGGAGAUUAAA